GGCAAGCAGCGAUAUCACCCUGAAUGUUUCAUCUGCGAACGUUGCUCUCAGCCUAUUGGCGAGGGUGACUCGUUUGCGCUAGUCGACCGGCAAAAACUGUUCUGUGAGAACUGCUUUCGGCAAAAGCGGCCUAGCUCCAAGACGCGUAUCGUGACCACAGUCACUUUGCUCGUGACGCAAUUAGCAUGCUGCAAAUCACAGCACGUGAUAGUCCAAAGAAGAAAAAGCGUGGUCACAUCUUGUCACAUAUAUUUCGUCGUCAAGGCUCAGUGUCUGACUCUAGCUGGACAGUGAUUACCAGUUGCGAUGGUAACGGGAUCCAGGAAGGAGAUCGUAUCAUCGAAGUCGACUGCACACCGGUGACCAAUAUGACAUCUGACGAAGUGCGGGAAAUGAUCGUAUCCAAGUCGAAGAGUGCAAUGUGUGUGCAGCUGACUGUGGAGAGGCGCAGUAAGCAAACCCGGUCCGCGUCCAGUGCAUCAUUCCGGAUGGUUGGAUCUCGUACAUCAACGGAUAAGAACAACCCUGCAACUAGCCCGCUGGAUGGCAAACCCAAUUACAACCCGUCUCCCGUCGCAGCUCUGUCGCACAAGAGAAGUGACCCGAUGGUAGACCACCACCGCAUGAACCAAGACGUCGACACACUUCCCCCGUUACUACCAUUAGGUUCUAGCCCCUCCCUGCCGCUGGCUCCUGCUACUGCCAGCAAUAGCUUGGAGGCUGCAUCGACUAGGAAAGCCCCGGGUGCAACUGGAAACGAACUGCGUAAAUGUCGCUCCAUGGUCGGCGGUUUCCCUCAGGUGGAGCAUAGAGGUGGUCGGCAUGGUGACGCGGAUGAUGCGUUUGAAACGGUCGCCACCGCUACGACCUCCGUGUCGUCCAGGACGCAGCGAAACCGAUCCGGUGCGUUCACCACUAUCAACGCUGGUGGUGGUGCUGGUGCUGGUGCUGGUGCUGGUGGCACAGCGAGGGGGGAUCCGUCCGCCGAUUCUCCCACGUCACAUAACCCGUCGCUGGAUGCCAACACUGCUACGCGUAAGUCUACAGCGGGAACGGACUCUGUGUCAGAUUACGAUGACGAUUACGAUGAAGAAGAGGAUGACAUACCGCCGAGCGGGCCUGGAGAUCUAGCGACCAUGUCAUCGCGACUCAGUCAGGCUAGUGUGCAACUUGUCACCCGACUCUGCAAGGGAGAGAGGGCUAGGCGCUCCACGCUGCCAGGCCGUGUGUUUUCGGCUGAGAAGGCUGCUGUGAGCGUGGCUAACUCAGUGCUCUGCCGCGGCGAAACGUUCACAGAACGACACCGUUCCUCGCGCAGUGUGUUCCGAACAAAGGAUUUGGAGAUCGGAGAGGUGCUUGGCCAAGGCUUCUUCGGACGAGCAGUUCGGGUGGUAAAUAAAGAGAAUGGUGAGGUUAUGGUGAUGAAGGAGCUAAUGAAAUGUACUGCGGAAGCCCGGCAGAACUUCUUACAAGAGGUGCAAAUGAUGAAGGCAUUAGAUCAUGUCAACGUCAUGUCUCUACUCGGUAUUAUGUACCGCGGCAGAAACCUCUGUAUCAUCACAGAGUAUAUCGGCGGUGGAACACUUUCGGAACGUAUAAUGGACAAGGAACGUGAUUUAUCGAACAAUUUGAAAGUUCACUUCGCUUGUGACAUAGCAGCAGGCAUGGCAUACUUGCAUGCCAACAAGAUCAUUCAUCGCGACUUGACAUCCAACAACUGUAUGAUUAGAACGGAUGACAGUGUGGUGGUGGGGGACUUUGGAUUAGCUAAAGUACUGGCUGGCAAAGACCCAAAUCAGUCGCAGGUUGUUGGCUCAGCGUAUUGGAUGGCUCCGGAGAUGAUGCGGGGCAAGGGUUACGACUAUCGCGCCGAUAUCUUCUCAUUCGGAAUCAUCACAUGCGAGCUGAUUGGGCGCAUAUCUGCAGACCCUGAUGAGAUGCCCAGGACGAUGGAGUUUGGUCUGGAUGACAAGGCAUUCAGGUCUCAAUUCCUUGGACAGUUUCCAGCGCAGGUGUUUGAUGUGCCAGUUAUGUGCUGCCAACUGGAUCCUAUGGCUAGACCACUGUUUCCCACCAUUGAAGCCUACUUGAAUGCGCUGACAACAGCCAUCGAGAACGGUGCCAUAUUCCGGCAGCCGUUUGAUGCGUUCGUGAAAGCGUACGAAUCGGUGGUUAGCUAGUUGACGAAGACUGCGCCCCAGAACACCGUCUGACACUGACUACGGUUAGUUGAAACAUACUGCCAAGGUUGAAGAGUGUUGUCUUGAUCAAUGUGUCGCUUGCAACAUGCUCCAUCGCACGAUGGAGGGAACACACGCGUCUGCGUACGUGCCUGCUCUCGAACGCCAUUGCAGGCAGACAGUGCAAGCUGCCAUCUGUCCAGAUGCGCACGGGUGUCCAUGUCGUCUAGUCUGUGCAUGCGCAAAGCACAUGCACGCAUACACACUCGCGCACACACACACACACAGACAUAUGCAUGUGUAUGUGCAUGUGCGGAGUGAGCUUGAGUGGCAAGAUUAGAUGGCCGGUGGUCAGCUAAGACGAACAGUUGCUCGCUUUCCAACACUUACACCACAGCAGGGUCUCUUCUGCCCAGCCUGUCUCGCUCUUCUGCUUCAGUAACAACUGGCCGUUGGUCACUGUGUGUUGCCAUGGUAGUGCCCGUGGCAACAGUGUGCAUAGUGGUGAUCGCCGCUCUACUCAACCUAGACUAUGAUAGUCAUACCACUGUGGCCGCUGUCACUGCAGAUUCCAAGGAUGCCGCGUCCAUGUCGGAACUGUCCUGUCACCAUGGCAAUUUGGUCGUGUGACACUCAUGCCGUACGCACACGCGUGCGCGCGUGCGGACACUUAGCGCGUGGCCUUUUUUUGUUUACGAUUUUUUAACAGCUUUUAUUACUAACCGCUUGCCUAUCAGCUUUGCCUCGGUUUAUGUCAGUGCACAUAGAGAUUGACACAUAGCCAUCUACAUCCCCAUAGCCAUCCCCAUCCCCAUAGCCUUUCAUAUAGUCAUCCACAUCUAUAUAGAGAGAGAUUAUUAGUUUUUAGCAACUUAUCAAUCCUGAGCUACAGUUGGCAAACAUCUUCUUUUUUUCCGAGUGAGUUUGUGAGUGAGAGUGAGUGAGUGAGUGAGUGUGAGAGAGAGAGAGAGAGAGAGAGAGAGAGAGAGAGAGAGAGAGAGAGAGAGAGAGAGAGAGAUUGUCUGAGAGAUAGUUUCUUACUUACUCGCUAUAAUAUAUAUUUUAUUGCAGCAGCCAACCCAAACGAGACCUUAGAAGAGUUUCACAAACCCAUGCAUGUCUCUCGCUGAGUUCAAUAACGUAUCCGCAGCUAUGAAUGGUUAUACAUUGUAUAUUUUUGCUUGUGCUGUCUUUCGCUUUCGUUUGCUCUUCUCUUUGUGUUCUCAUUUUCUCUUCGCUUGAUCCGUUUCCACGGGGCAUCAUGUGACCCGCAUACUGUCCUAUCUGCCGUCUUCCCGUCGUGAUGUGUUCGUGCAUGUAUGCACAAUUGCACACUUAUUCAAGUACUAUACUGUCGUGUGCACUCGCUGUUUACACUUCACAGGCUUGGCUGACGAUUUUCGCUCGUUGUUUUUUUCUUUCCUUUCUCGCAUUUUUGAGCGAUUUUUGACCUGACCUGGGGCUUGUCCGGGUUUUCCAGGGCAGUCUGGAAUUUUUUCUCUAUCAACUUUUACCUCUAUUUUGUUAGUAGCAUCCACUAUUCUGCAUGCUCCUAGUUGCAUUGUGGGAUUCGCUGCAGUCUGGAAACUUUGAACCAUCCUCCGUAAAUCUGUUCGAUUUAUGAACUUAUAAUAGUAAUAGUACAUA
This is a messenger RNA of Sycon ciliatum, 3827 nucleotides long. RefSeq lists its product as uncharacterized. The transcript has 17 exons. The coding region runs from base 186 to 2180 and encodes 664 amino acids. The record is from RefSeq and is a predicted model, not a curated record. Gene Ontology annotation, biological process: protein phosphorylation; actin cytoskeleton organization. Gene Ontology annotation, cellular component: cytoplasm; nucleus. Gene Ontology annotation, molecular function: ATP binding; protein serine/threonine kinase activity; protein binding. NCBI's taxonomy places the organism in Eukaryota, Metazoa, Porifera, Calcarea, Leucosolenida, Sycettidae.